Racocetra fulgida is the source of this 474-nucleotide messenger RNA. NCBI's taxonomy places the organism in Eukaryota, Fungi, Glomeromycota, Glomeromycetes, Diversisporales, Gigasporaceae. The record is from the annotation of a GenBank genome assembly.
GGAGGGGUACCCCAUUAUCAACCGCAGUUAACUUACAAAAAUUUUUUUUUUAUCAUAUUAGAUUUAAACGAAGAGACCUUGAAGAACGAAACAAAGAGUUGGAGAGAAAAAAUAGAAGUUUGGAAGAAUUACUAACCACUACGGCCAAUCAUAUUAAAAAUACUAGAAAUUCUAGUGAUGAAUUUAUACGUAAACCUUUAUUUAGAGGUGACUUGAACAAAGACGCACCAAGUAAAUGGGAUCUUUGGAUAGCAAUUGAUAAAAAUAAGGCUAUUGAACCUAUUAACGUAAAAGUGGAGAAAAAAAGCAUGAGCGAUGAAGAAUUUGAGAUGAUAUUGAGUUCUAUGCCUGGUAGUGUUGUAAGCGUGGCCGUGGAAGCUGGCGAUGGUAAAGUUGUUGAAGGAACCGAAAUUGUUGUAGUAGAAGCCAUGAAAAUGCAAAACAUAUUACGCGCUUCGCGUGCAAGUGAAGAAG